Mesorhabditis belari is the source of this 453-nucleotide messenger RNA. NCBI's taxonomy places the organism in Eukaryota, Metazoa, Nematoda, Chromadorea, Rhabditida, Rhabditidae. The record is from the annotation of a GenBank genome assembly.
AUGAGUCUAACGAGAAUCCCUCCAAAUGCAACGUUCGAGCGACGUCGCUCCUCGAUUCAUCUUGAUCCCCUCUCAAUUCGACUCCCAGGUAGUGCCGACAUUUUCGAGAAUUUCCCCGAGAAACUCAACGUCUCCGAUAAAUCCAAUGACUCGUCUAGGUCUGCCUCCACGUCAGACGACAGCAGCCCGGAAAGCCCGCAUCAUCCGAAUUUGGCACCUGUCAAGCCGCCACCAAGUCGAUUACCUUCGAAAAAUGAGAGUCGCAAUCGAGCCACCUCAAGCGAUAACACGCACAACGAUCGACAACGGAACUCGUCCCUGAUCGCACACCUUUUUGAGGACACACCUUUGGCUAAUCGCUCUCGUCGUCAGCGCCGGAUUUCGGUGUCGGACGACUUCGAGACAACGGCCCAAUUCAUCGAAAACCUUCGUCAAGAUUUAAUGAAACAAUUG